CGGAUGUGGGUGCCCAGCCAGCGCCUGCCUGCUUGCACCCUCCGCCAGGCGCUCACCUACUUCCUGGACAUCACCACGGCGCCCAGCCCUCAGCUGCUCCAGGUGUUGGCCACCCUGGCCGAAGACCGUGCCGAGCGAGAGAAGCUGCAACGGCUCAGCCAGGACUCGCUUCUCUACGAGGAGUGGAAGUGGUUCCGUUGCCCGACGGUCGUGGAGCUGCUGGAAGAGUUCCCCUCGGUGGUGCUGCCCACCUCGCUGCUGCUCACCGAGCUGCCACUGCUGCAGGCCCGCCAGUAUUCCGUCAGCUCCGCGCCCGACGCUUACCCAGGGGAGCUGCACCUCACCGUAGCCGUGCUCAACUACCGCAGUCAGGAUGGGAAAGGCCCGGUGCACUACGGAGUCUGCUCCACCUGGCUGUCCCAGCUCUCUCCAGGCGAGAUGGUGCCCGCUUUCGUCCGAAGCACCCCAAAUUUCCAGCUGCCGGAGGACCCCACAGCUCCCUGCAUCCUGGUGGGACCCGGCACCGGCAUCGCCCCUUUCCGGGGUUUCUGGCAGCAACGGCAAUAUGAGUCGGAGACGAUAG
This is a messenger RNA of Pseudonaja textilis, 583 nucleotides long. The record is from RefSeq and is a predicted model, not a curated record. Lineage: Eukaryota; Metazoa; Chordata; Lepidosauria; Squamata; Elapidae.